Jaculus jaculus (lesser Egyptian jerboa) is the source of this 588-nucleotide messenger RNA. RefSeq names its product odorant-binding protein 2a-like. The coding region runs from base 1 to 588 and encodes 195 amino acids. NCBI's taxonomy places the organism in Eukaryota, Metazoa, Chordata, Mammalia, Rodentia, Dipodidae. The record is from RefSeq and is a predicted model, not a curated record. Gene Ontology annotation, molecular function: small molecule binding. The transcript is spliced from 6 exons.
AUGAAGCCUCUGCUUCUGACCGCUGUGCUGCUGGGGCUGGUGGCUGUCCUUGAGGCCCAGGAUGCCCUGUCAGAAGGCCAGGAGUUUCAGGGAAUCUGGUACAUAAAGGCCAUGGUGUCUGACAAGGUUAUGCCAGAGGACAAAAGGCCCUACAAAAUGUUCCCUCUAACCGUGACAGCCCUGGAAGGGGGGGACUUGGAGGCCACAGUUGUAUUCUGGAAGAAGGGUCAAUGUCGUGAGAUAAAAAUUGUGAUGAAGAAAAGCGACCGGCCUGGUGAAUACACCGCCUUUAAUGGCAAGAAGACUAUCUACAUCCAGAAGCUGCCAGUGGGGGACCACUACCUCUUGUACUGUGAAGGCGAGCACCAUGGGAAAUGGUUCCGCAAGGGAAAGCUCAUGGGGAGGGACCCUGAGGAAAACCCGGAGGCCCUGGAAGAGUUUAAGAAAUUCACACAGCUCAGGGGAUUCUCACAGAAAAACAUCAUUGUGCCUGAGCAGAGUGGUGACACAGGGACAGGGAACUGCACGGUCAGUUCUGUGUUGGUGGAGGAGAAUAAACACACAGCCACCUGGUGUCCAUAUACCUGA